Owenia fusiformis is the source of this 1222-nucleotide messenger RNA. Lineage: Eukaryota; Metazoa; Annelida; Polychaeta; Sabellida; Oweniidae. The record is from the annotation of a GenBank genome assembly.
AAUAGCAACAACAAAUAGGCCUAGCAUAAAUCGACUUGCGACAUUUUAGGAUUUUAACACAGCGUUAAAUUAAUUCUUGAAAAAUCGAGAUGUCUUUUGCACAGGUAUCCCACCAUGUUAACCACACAUGCGCCACCCAGACUACCCCCAGGGGAAGUGCAGCUAACAGCAGGGGGCAUACCCCACAGCAGUCACCUCGUACCAAAACCCCUGGAAAGGACACCUCACCUUUCAGCUCUCCCCGCUCCUCCAAAGGUGCAAUGAUCAUCAUACGGUUCAACGCAUCUUACAUACAAUCAUUCAAGAACUCAAUGACAAAGAGCCGGAGCAUAAUGCGCAACUAUGGGGGCAGUUUGUUAGGAGUUGGAUCAAAGAUAUACUCUAUUGAAGGCAACUGGAAUCCACAGAAAUAUUGCGUUGGUGUUUUACACUUUGCAAACAGACAACAGGCAGACUUGUGGUAUGUGAGUGACCCACUUAUCAAACAGCAAGAUUGGUUGGAUGGAGCAGACUUCAUCUGUGUGCCUUUAUAUACAGCUGCCCCUUUAGAUAAAUGUGUGUUUGAAAUCAUGGAUCUGAAGAUGUCAAAUCCAAAAGCCUUCUUCGAAGAAUACAUUCCCAACACUACAGACAGCAUGGUUGCCCACGGAGCCACACCAUGCGUUGCUGCCACAGAGGAACAUUCCAGAAUUGCCUCUGACUAUAGAGGGCUCUGGGAGCCAGGGAUGGUCAUUGUACAUUGCUGGCCAAGUCUACAGGCUUUCAGACAAAGUUAUGAUUCAGAGGAAUACCAGUACUGGAAAAACUUCCGCCAGACCUGCACGUGCACUGAGUGUGACGUGGUUGUGUUCCAGGGCGAGACCUUUCCAUUCUAAAUAUGGUCUCAACAAACCCCAUGGCUAUGGUGGUCAUAUUCGUCUUCAGGUUUACAUACAGUGCAAAGUUUAACAAACAUAUUCAGUGCGCCAGAAAUUUAGAUAAUCUGACAAUUUGGAAAGGCAGUGCAAGAGAGGAAAAUAAUUUGCCAUCCAGAUUGAGACUAAAACACUUAAAGAUGUGUAAUUUUCAGUGUAAAAAAUGAUAAUCCAAUGACAAUGGUAUUCAUGUCAACUAUCAUGUCAUUCUAUUCUAUUCUAUUGUCAUUCUAUUCAUGUCAGUUAUCCGUCCAAUCAUACAGUACUUUAAGUAUACCUUUAGUUACACUCCCCUCCUAAAGUUUGGC